Molecule: messenger RNA, 7133 nt
Organism: Clarias gariepinus (North African catfish)
Lineage: Eukaryota; Metazoa; Chordata; Actinopteri; Siluriformes; Clariidae
Product: NACHT, LRR and PYD domains-containing protein 3-like
Exons: 15
Coding region: 31-3663 (1210 amino acids)
Molecular function (GO): protein binding
Source: RefSeq, a predicted model, not a curated record
GUGAAACUUUUCUUGAGUGAAACACGAAAGAUGGAAAGAAAGAGAUCAGACUCAUCAGACCGUAGCCGUGUGUCCAAAAAGAGAGACUCUUCAACGGAGCCCAAAAACAACUUUGCAUCCAGUUCCACUGAUCUGAGAGUACUGGAGAGGAAGAGAUCAGACUCAUCAGAGUGCAGCCGUAUAUCCAGGAAGAGAGACUCUUCAGUCGAACCGAAAAAUAACUCCACAGACAAGUCUACUUCUCUGGGAAUGAUGGAUGAAAACACAUCAGAAUCACCUGACCCCAACUGUGUCUCCAUGAACAUAGAGAGUCCUACUGAACUCAGACCACAAAAGAAGAAAUCAGACAUCAGCAGAAAUCAGCUGGACUCCAUAUUUAUGGAGCUGGAACAGAAAGUCAUCACCCUGAUUACGAAUGAACUGGAGAGGUUCAAGAAGCUACUGAGUCCAGAUUGCCCAUCAUGCACUGAGAGGGAGGCGGAGGAUGAGGAAGAUCUGUACAGUGUCAGAGAGGGAGCGCUGAAGAUCACACUGCACGUCCUGAAGAACAUGGACCACACAGAUCUCGCUAACACACUGCAGAACAUGUCAGUGACUUCUGUGUAUCAGCCAAAACUGAAAUCCAGCCUGAGAGAGAAGUUUAAAAGAAUUAAUGAAGAAAACUCACAGCAUGGAAGCUCAGCUCAUCUGAAUGAGAUCUACACCGAGCUUUACAUCACAGAUGGUUGGCGUGGAGAUGUCAAUAAUGAACAUGAAGUGAGACAGAUUGAGACAACAUUUAGGAGAGCAGCAACACAGGAGACACCAAUCGAAUGUAAUGAGCUCUUUAAAGACAAGUCCAUUAGAAGUGUGCUGACUAAAGGAGUAGCUGGAAUUGGAAAAACUCUCUCUGUGCAGAAGUUCAUUCUGGACUGGGCUGAAGGAAAAGCAAAUCAAGAUAUCACCUUCAUAUUUCCACUUCCCUUUAGAGAGCUGAAUAUGAUGAAGCAUAAAAGUUUCAGUCUAAUGAAUGUCCUGCAUUACUUUUUCCCAGAAAUUAAAGAAUUAAUGUUAUUAGAUUGUGAUUCCUAUAAAGUCAUGUUCAUUUUUGAUGGUCUGGAUGAGUGUCGGCUUCCUCUAAAUUUCCAGAACAACGAGAGAGUUUGUGAUAUGACUGAGUCAGCCCCAGUUGAUGUGCUGCUGACAAACCUCAUCAAGGGGAACCUGCUUUCUUCUGCUGUCCUCUGGAUCACCUCUCGACCAGGAGCAGUCAAUCAGAUCCCUCCUAAGUGUGUAAACCAGGUAACAGAGGUACGAGGAUUCAGUGAUCCUCAGAAAGAGGAGUACUUCAGGAAGAAGAUCAGUGAUGAGAGCCUGGCCAAUAAAAUCAUCAAACAUGUGAAGUCUUCAAGAAGCCUUUACAUCAUGUGCCACAUCCCAGUCUUCUGCUGGAUCUCAGCCACUGUUCUAGAGAGAAUGUUGGAUGAAGAAGAAAGUGGAGAGAUCCCCAAGACCCUGACUCAAAUGUUUACACACUUCCUUAUUUUUCAGAUCAAACACAAGGACCAAAUGUUUAAUCAGAAAUGUGACCCUGAUCCUCAGCAGACCAGAGAGAUUAUCCUCGCACUGGGAAAACUGGCUUUCCAACAGCUGGAGAAAGGGAACCUGAUCUUCUAUGAGAAAGACCUGAGAGAUUGUGGCAUUGACAUCAGAGAAGCUUCAGUGUACUCAGGAGUGUGUACACAAAUCUUCAGAGAGGAGUUUGGGCUUCACCUGGGGAAGGUGUUCAGCUUUGUACAUCUGAGUGUUCAGGAGUUUCUGGCUGCUUUAUAUGCAUUUAUCUGCUUUAUCAAGAGAAAUGUAACAGAAGAACAAACUUCUGAUCUGUCUGAACUUUUCAGCAAGUCAAUGUCUGAUUUCUUCAGAAGUGCAGUGGACAAAGCAUUACAGAGUAAGAAUGGACAUCUGGACCUGUUUCUCCGCUUCCUUCUGGGUCUCUCACUGGAGUCCAGUCAGAGUCUUUUACAAGGCAUAUUGCCACAGAUAGGAAACAGCUCUCACAGUAAACAGGAAACAGUCAGGUACAUCAAGGAAAAGAUUGGGGAGAAUCCAUCUCCAGAAAAAUCCAUCAAUCUGUUGCACUGUCUAAAUGAACUAAAUGAUCAUUCGCUAGUGCAGGAAGUACAAAAAUACCUGAAGAAGGGAGGUGACCAGCGUCUCAGUAAAAUUAGACUCUCUCCUGCUCAGUGGUCAGCUCUGGUGUUUGUGAUACUAAACUCAGAACAGGAGCUAAAGGAGUUUAAUUUGAAGAAAUAUGACCCAUCUGACGAAUGCCUUCUGAGGCUGCUGCCAGUGGUCAGAGCUUCCAGAAAAGCAGAACUGUGUGGGUGUAACCUGACAGUGGAGUGCUGUAAGGUUCUGUCCUCAGUUCUCAGCUCAAACUCCUCCAGUCUGAGAGAACUGGACCUGAGUCACAAUAUCCUGCAGGAUUCAGGAGUGAAGCUGCUCUCUGCUGGACUGGAAAAUCCACAAUGUAAACUAGAGAUACUGAGUCUCCGUUGGUGUAGCCUGACAGCAGAAAGCUGUAAAGUUCUGUCUUUAGUUCUCAGCUCAAAAUCGUCCAACCUGAGAGAGCUGGACCUGAGUAAGAAUUAUAACCUGCAGGAUUUAGGGGUGAAGCUGCUCUCUGCUGGACUGGAGAGUCCACACUGUACACUGGAGAUACUGAGUCUACAUUUUUGUGAACUGAGCACUGAAAGCGGUAGAGUUCUGUCCUUCGUACUCAGCUCACAGUCCUCCAGUCUGAGAGACCUGAACCUGAGUACAAAUAAACUGAAGGAUUCAGGAGUGAAGCUGCUCUCUGUUGGACUGGAGAAUCCACACUGUAGACUGGAGAAACUGAGUAUGCGUGAUUGUGGUCUGACAGACGGCAGCUGUAGAUCUCUGUCCUCAGUCCUGAGCUCAAACCCCUGCAGUCUGAGAGAACUGGACCUGAGUGACAAUCAACUGAAGGACUCAGGAGUGAAGCUGCUCUCUGCUGGACUGAAGAAUCCACACUGUACACUGGAAAAACUGAGGCUUCAAGACUGUUGUCUGACAGAGAAAGGUUGUAGAGUUCUGUCUUCAGUCCUCAGCUUAAAGUCCUCCAGUCUAAGAGAACUGGACUUGAGUUACAAUUAUAACUUGAAGGAUUCAGGAGUGAAGCUGCUCUCUGCUGGACUGGAGAAUCCACACUGUACACUGGAGAAACUGAGGCUGCGUCGGUGUAAACUGACUGGAGAAUGCUGUAGAUCUCUGUCCUCAGUCCUGAGCUCAAACUCCUCCAAUCUUAGAGAACUGGACCUGAGUCACAAUGACCUGCAGGAUUCAGGAGUGAAGUUGCUCUCUGCUGGACUGGAGAAUCCACACUGUACACUGGAGAUACUGAAUCUAAGUGAGUGUAACCUGUGUACAGAAGGCCUCAGCGCUCUGUCCUCAGCCCUCAGCUUAAACUCCUCAUCACACCUGAGGGAGCUGUACCUGGCACGUAACGGUCAAGGAAAAUCAGGAGUGAAAAAGCUCUCUGAUCUAAUCAAGGAUCCUCGGUGUACACUGAAGAAAGUAAACAUUACUGUACCCAGUACUUCAGGAUGUGGACUCACCACAGAAACACUAACGCCUGAAACUGCACCACUUUCUGACUGAUAACAUUCAUUUAUUUACAAUCUUUACUAGGGCUGCACGAUUUGGGAAAAAUGUCACAUUGCGAUUAUUAAGGUCAAAAUUGCGAUUUACGAUUGCGAUACGAUAAACAAGUGGUAUGACUCAACUUGCUUGUUAUCAAGGAAAAUGCACUUACAUUACUAAUAAUGCUAAAAUUUUAAUUUCUCAACUGAGAUAUAGUGUACAGUGCAAUCUAGCAACUAGAAAUGAACAAUGUUUUCUAAUUAAAACAAAAUUGUACAAAUUUAAAUAACAGUAACAUCUUUACAUUAUUGAAUUAAAUUACAUUAAAUUAACUUUUAAAUUAUAUUAGAAAGUCAAAAGUACAGAUAAAUAAAACAAAUACCUAUUUAAAAAAAAUAUUUUUACAUUUUGUCCCAAAACAGGGACAUUUAAGGAAGAUGUAACAUAUACUUUAUUGGUAUUCUUAUCAAAUCACUCACCAUUUUUAAUCUAAUGAUGAAGAAGAGAUUAAAGGAAAGAAAAGUGUCCUUUAAACAUAUUAAUUUUAGAGUCAUGCUAAUAAUCAUGAAAAUAAUUUAAAUGAGACAUUUCUAGUGUUCUUUGUGACACAGAUUUCUAUACUGUAUUUCCAUUUAUUCUUAAAUAAAUCUGUUAAUAGCUGUCCUGUCUAACGUACGGUUAAGUAGCUUUAAAUAUGAAAAGAUUAAAUUAAUUUAACUUACCGAUGGCCAAAAGAAGUCUAUGCCCGAAGCACUGUAACCUAGUCCAGUGAUUAACCCCCCCCCGCCUUUGGCGAUGUUCGUGCCGUUGUCUGUUGCGACUGCGACCAAACCAUCCUUACAGAGGUCCCAUGCAGCCAGUGCCUCUCUUAAACCCGCGGCUACAGUGUGUUCUCUCCGGUGUGAUCGCCAGGGAAAUACCAUGUUUGCAGGCAACGGCUUUUCAGUUCAAACUCAUUGUGCGCGGUUAGGCUAAUAUAUGUCUCGGUCGUCCUGCUUGACUAAAGGUCCGUAGGAGUUAAAAAGAACUUCACUGCAGUUAUUUCAAGUUGAACGUCGCUACGUCACUUACUGAGACUUACAAACACAUCUGUAAUAAUGUGUUGUUUUGUUCUGCUCACACUGCGUUGUGCUUUGUUUGGUCUCUUUACUACUCUUGGCUUUUACCGCCAUGCAUUUAUCAUACUUUUCUGUGUUGCUUUAGGUGCUGAUAUAAAUUUGUCGUGUUGCCACCUGAUGUAGCGACUUUAGUUUUGCCAAUUUUGCGCAGUAUUUCUUUCUGCUUAGUGUCCGAUAUCCUGAAACCAAAAUAUCGCCAAAUAACAGAGCUUGCAUUUUUUCUGGGCACAAGUUCAGCGUCGGUCACUUCUGUAUCCAUUUUCUUCUGUCUCCACACUGCGCUGCGGAAAGUCACGUGACCACCAGCAUGCGCGCUACACAAGUCUGACUGGUUAUUUUUUAUUUUUGACAUAAGAAAUGGCAAUACAGCUCUUAGAAUGAAUGUCUUGUUACGACCGCGAACGCAUUUGUUUAUUUAAUAUAAUCGCAACAUUUGCUGUAAUGUAAUCGCAUAGGCUGACAUUGCGAUUGCGAUUAUGCUAUGAUUAAUCGUGCAGCACUAAUCUUUACUAUAAUAAUUAUCUACAGUGGGGCAAAAAAGUAUUUAGUCAGCCAGCAAUUGUUCAAGUUCUCCCACUUAAAAAGAUGAGAGAGGCCUGUAAUUUCCAUGAUAGGUAUACCUCAACUAUGAGAGACAAAAUAAGGAAAGAAAAUCCAGAAAAUCACAUUGUAGGAUUUAUAAAGAAUUUAUUUGCAAAGUAUGGUAGAAAAUAAGUAUUUGUUCACCUACAAACAAGCAAGAUUUCUGUCUCUCACAGACCUGUAACUUCUUCUUUAAGAGGCUCCUCUGUCCUCCACUCGUUACCUGUAUUAAUAGCCUCUGUUAUCAGUAUAAAAGACACCUGUCCACAACCUCAAACAGUCACACUCCAAACUCCACUAUGGCCAAGACCAAAGAACUGUCGAAGGACACCAGAAACUAAAUUGUAGACCUGCACCAGGCUGGGAAGACUGAAUCUGCAGUAGGUAAGGAGCUUGGGCCUGUCUGAAGUUUGCUAGAGAGCAUUUGGAUGAUCCAGAAGAGGAUUGGGAGAAUGUCAUAUGGUCAGAUGAAACCAAAAUAGAACUUUGUGUUUGGAGGAGAAAGAAUGGCUUAGUUGCAUCCAAAGAACACCAUACCUACUGUGCAGCAUGGGGGUGGAAACAUCAUGCUUUGGGGCUGUUUUUCUGCAAAGGGACCAGGACGACUGAUCCGUGUAAAGGAAAUAAUGAAUGGAGCCAUGUAUCGUGAGAUUUUGAGUGAAAACCUACUUCCAUCAGCAAGGGCAUUGAAGAUGAAACGUGGCUGGGUCUUUCAGCAUGACAAUGACCCCAAACCCACUGCCCGGGCAAUGAAGAAGUGGCUUCGUAAGAAGCAUUUCAAGGUCCUGGAGUGGCCUAGCCAGUCUCCAGAUCUCAACCCCAUAGAUAAUCUUUGGAGAGGGUUUGAAAACCUUGUGAAGACUAACAGAAAACCUUUGCCCUCUAUCAUUGUCAACAAAGGGUAUAUAACAAAGUAUUGAAAUGAAAUUUUGUUUUUGACCAAAUACUUUUAUUAGAGAGAAUAAUUUGCACUUUUGUACCUGCUUUAUAGCAUGUUUACAACAAAGUUGUAUAUAUGUUUAAAGCUUGAUGUGUGUUAAAUUUCAUGGGAUUGAUCAGAAGCAAGAUUUAAAUGACAAAAAAAAAAGAUUCAUGAUAAGAAACACUUUAAAGCGUCACCAACACCUGAAACAUCACACCAGUGAUUAUUCAAGAUUCUGAGCUGAGUUUUAUCUCGUACAGUUCAUCUUUAUGAAUCUCUCUGUGUUGAACAGGAAGUGAUGUCAUGAAAGAACCAUAUAGCCUGUGGUUUGGCACACACAGCUGAAAACACACUGAUUUUAUAAGCCCUAUUAUACUGUAUGCUAACUCUACACUAACUGUGAGUUGGACUCCUCUGAUCUAAAUAUCAAAAACUAAAGCAUUGCAUUAUAAUUAAACAGUAGACUAGUACUAACUAUUAAAAAAAUAGAAUUUAAACACACAAAAUUACUUUCUCAGUGUGACCUACUGUACACUGUAAUGCCUGUAUACAAGAAAAAUAAUCCACAAAUAUCAAGAAUAUCUUUGACUUCCUGUUUAUCUGAGCUGGCGAAUAAGAGCUGCUCACACACUGUGUAACGAGGAAAUGUUUAUUAUAAAAUAUUUAAAUCCAAGUAAUGUUAAAGCCAUUAAAAGUGUCUUCAUGCUUACUUUACACGUGUGUAGUGAUGUGCCGAGCCCUGCUCUGGAUCUCUUUAAUAAAUGAUUACUCUGUACACGUCUAUUCAGUUUUUACACUGAACUAAAACCUGCUAUUUUUCUGUCCUUUAAAAAUUUGAGACGAAUGAAAUAAAGAAACAAAUAAGA